CUGAAUAUCAGGGAACUUAUAGAUUAUUUAUCAAAUUUAUGUUAUCACAUGCUUAGUGAUAAACUUCAGUUAUUUUUUCCUUCUUUUCAUUACUUGAAUCUAGAGCCCAUACAUUUCUGUGUAAUUCUUCAUGAUUAUCUUUUAACUAAAUAACUGUGUCAUGAUGUGUUUUGUUUAAACAUUAAAGUUUGUUAUUUAGGCCUUGACAUGUAUUGUAAUAAAAUGGUUUUUUUAAUAGCUUGCAAUUAUAUAUAAGUCAAGUGACAACGUCGUUCAUGCAUCAAAAUUCAUAAAAUGAAGGUGGAAUAAAUAGAAUACUACAUAGAAAGGUCCCCGGUACAAUCCCCAUUUUCAUCAUAUUAUUUUUUUUAAACUUGAAAUUAAAUUUCCUCUCUUACAGUAAUGUAAUGCUUUGUAGACAAUUCGACAACAAGAUGAGAGGUCUAGAGGAAGUGAAGAAAAAAUAUUACAACAUUAAACAGAGAAGCAAAGAAAAACUUGAUUCAGUCAAAAAGCCCAAGACAGGAGGAGGUCCACCCCUCCCACCACUAACACCUGGGGAAGAGACUUUUCUGAACUUGUCAGUAGGCCAACCAAAUGUCCAUGGUUUAAAUGGAGGUGUUGAUACUGACGAGCAGCAGAUUCUUCAAUCAACACCAAAGUCACAAGAGCAAGCACCAUGUACCUCAGAUAGUGUGUCCCAUCAGCAGCCACAGGAAAACAUGGCAUCAUUGACUAUGAAUGAGACAUCUGGACACCAAUGUGUUAUUUCCACAAGCACAACUGAUAGGAGGAAAGGAAAAAAAGUAACUGAUUCCAAGAGAAAAAUACUGGAGGAAUUAGAGGAAAGGAACUUAAGUCUGGAUAACAAAAGGUUGGAAGAGGAGAUAUUAAAAGUGAAGGAGAAACGAGAAGUUUUAACCUUGCAGAAGGAAGUCCUUCAGAUGAAAAAACAGAAAUUAGUUUUUGAAAUCCAAGCAAACUAUCCCAGUUUUCUGGAGAUGGAGAUGUGAGAAGUAAAUUCAAAUUGAA
Molecule: messenger RNA, 1032 nt
Organism: Ostrea edulis (European flat oyster)
Lineage: Eukaryota; Metazoa; Mollusca; Bivalvia; Ostreida; Ostreidae
Exons: 6
Coding region: 408-1013 (201 amino acids)
Source: RefSeq, a predicted model, not a curated record